AUGAAUACUUGGAAUAACUGUGCGUGGUUAAAUCCAUCGGAAAAUCGAUUGGAUUGUAAAAAGUGCAAGAAACUUCAACGCAGUGACAAACCACCGAAGCUCUUCCAUUGCGAAGAGAUGUCAUGGAAGAACCUCAGCAGGUAUGCCGGUGGACUAGAAUUUUCAUUUUCGUCGAUUCACGGUGAAAGAAAUUCCGUCAUCUUGUAUUCUGUUCCUGGUACAUUGGAAGACUUGAUACGGUAUGAUCAGUUCGAAUGGCAAGUAUGGGGAGAUGGAGAAGAAGAAGAAAAACAAGAAGAACAGGUAGAAGGGUACGAAUUUGAAUACGAAGAUGAGGAAGCAGAGAUGGCUAAGGAUAUCGAGGACACGUGCUCGCAGGAUAGUGAUUCGAAGAAAAAUCAGCAGACGAGCUCGGUCGAGACGAUCAUCACUCAGGAAGAUGAAAUUCAGAAUGCAAGCUUAUACUCCAAUUCAUCCUCAAAAUCAUCCUCCAGUCUGAUGAGCAGUCGCAUAAGCGACUCUGAGGUGAAGCUACUGAGACUUUUCAACGCCUUUCCAAUCCCCGAUGAUCCCGGUAACGUUCAAGCAUUUUGGAUCCUCUACGAUCCCGUUCCAAUCUACACCAAUGACGGUAUUCAAAGGUUCACCGACACGAUGAAGACAUCGAAUCUGAGACCCAUCGCGUGUAUGUAUGAUCUACUUAGAUCCGACGUAGUGAAUCUUCGAUAUUACGGGCUCGAUCCGAGGGCUGUAAAAGCCAUUUGCCAGUCCGUGUACAACAACACAUCCGUGCAAUCUUUAGACCUGAAGGACAAUUGGUUGACGCGAGAAGCUUGCGUUCACUUGAACAACCUGUUACUUGAAAGUGAGAUACUAAGUCACAUGAAUUUGAGUGGCUGUAGAAUUGGAUGCGAAGGCAUAAAGUGUAUGUUAUCGGGCCUAACGGAGAACUGGUCACUCGUGGAACUGGACUUAAGUAACUGCCAAUUGAAAGAUGACGGUUUCAAUUCGUUGGCACCAGUCGUUGAGAACAACCAGCUUCUGGAGACGUUGAAUCUGUCGGACAACCAGCUGGGAACGGAAUGCGCGAAAGCACUGGAAGCAAUGCUGGCUCACAAUAAUCAUCUUUUACACUUGGAUCUCUCGUGGAAUGGUCUCUUUACUAAGGAAGCGUCGAACGGACUCUUCAAGGGACUUAUCGAGAACAAAACACUACUUUCUCUUAAUCUAUCCUGGAAUGCUCUCGGCAAAGAAGCCUUGGUACCUCUGGGUACCUUUCUGCAGCAGAAUCAGACGUUGUUGUCCUUGAAUAUGAGUGGAAAUCGAUUUGACGAGCAGGCUGCAGUUACAAUUGCAAAUUCAUUGGCGAAAAAUGUUGGCCUUCAAGAUAUUUACCUAGGGGAUAAUCCCCUGAAAUCAGCUGGAGGAUUAGCUCUCGUUCAUGCUCUAAUUCCAGAGCAAUCUCCAAGGACUGAGUUGCGCCACGUUAACUUGGAGAACGUCUGGAUUAACAAAACUGUUUUGCCAGACUUGGAGAACAUUCGGACCAAUCGAUCCUGGAUUCGGAUAAAAUUGGGUGGAAUAUUUAGUAAUCAUAAGCUUGUCGGGCCCGACGAGAAGAAAAUAUUUUUCAAACGUGCAAUAUUCGAGGGAAUGAAACCGAAGAAGAAGAAACAGCGGAAGGAUUUUGGACACUUUAUUUUAUCGCUGGAAGAAAAAUUGAACAGCAGAGAUAAUUUUAAAGAAUUGGUUAAAGGCUUCAAAAUAAAAUUAUCCGAAACACUGAUCCAUGCACUCAUGACUGCGUUUCCUGGAGCAAAUAAAAAAGUAGAUCAGGCAGCGAUGAAAGCCUUUUACCUUCAGCAGUAUCCCGAUACAAUCGCUCCUCCACCCCCGACGCCUAAGAAAAAGAAAGGAAAGCGGAAAAAGCUAGAUAAUGAAAAAAGGAAAGAACAAGUUGACGAUGUACUUCAGGGGCGUAAAGGUUCAACUAAAAAGUCUAAAGUAAAGUCGGCAAAGACGGUGAAAUUAUUCGUCUCGAAUUCCGGCACAGAAGGAGAGACCGAUGAGUUUGAAGAUGAAGAAGAAUAUGGAGAUGGAUAUAGGUAUGGUGGUCUAAUGUCUGCAUUAGGAGAUAAUAUCCUCGGUAUUUCAUGGAAUAUUUUCACUAUCGUAAACUUUAUAUUAGAAUAUCACUGUACAGGGAUUUCAAUAAAUUUCGUCAUUUUGCCCAUCAAUAAGUUAAUAUUGGCGGUUUACUUGGACGAACAAUUGGCACAGUGUAAGCACAAUAUAAAAGCUAGCAAAGUGUUAUGCCUACCCUCUAAAAAAGAUUGCAAUCGUCAAAUAAUAAAUGGUCGAGCACGAAGAGGCCGUAUGUCUGGUAACAAAAAAAUCGUAGAACCAUAUCAUCCAUUUUUAAUCGAUAUAGUUAUAAUCCAAAUCAGAGAUCAAUUAAUCCAGUGA
Molecule: messenger RNA, 2466 nt
Organism: Diprion similis
Lineage: Eukaryota; Metazoa; Arthropoda; Insecta; Hymenoptera; Diprionidae
Exons: 13
Coding region: 1-2466 (821 amino acids)
Molecular function (GO): protein binding
Source: RefSeq, a predicted model, not a curated record